This is a messenger RNA of Tribolium madens (black flour beetle), 804 nucleotides long. RefSeq lists its product as uncharacterized. Bases 107 to 676 code for a protein of 189 amino acids. NCBI's taxonomy places the organism in Eukaryota, Metazoa, Arthropoda, Insecta, Coleoptera, Tenebrionidae. The record is from RefSeq and is a predicted model, not a curated record. The transcript is spliced from 2 exons.
AUUUUGGUUUUGCACUUUUAAACUUGUCAACUUUCCCUCCUCUUUUUUGUUAAUUAGGUUAGGUUGUUCAAUUUGAUUUUGAAUUAACAAUUUUUGGGUCGAAACAAUGAACACAAAGGGAGAUUUGAAACGCCAAAACUUUUACGACUUACUGCUCGAGAAGUGUUUGAAAGACAAUAUGGAUGAUGACCCAGAAUACUUUUUUGAUUGUCUUCCCGACGAACACUAUUCCAAUCGCGUAAAAACUUCAACUUGUUCAUCGAAACAGAAAAGACUUGUGAGAAAAUUUGAAGUCACAUUGAAAAGUUGUCUUCAUGAAAUGGCUUUGAGGCGAGAAAAGGCAAAAAUUCUGUGCCUUGAAGAUUUAAAGAGGCUUGAUUUCGCAUUUAAGGGUGAAUUAAGAAGGUUGUAUGAUUUAGUGGGAUCAGAGGAACUUCAGGAAUACGUCAAACUUUGUGUUAUUCCUGAUCAAAAAAUUAUAGAUUUGAUCGAAAAUAAAAUACAAAGUAAUCUCAAAGAAUGUCUUGUACGUCAAGCUGGAUUAAAGAAGAAUACACCCGAAUUCAGAAAGUGGAUGAACAAGACUUCGAAAGAAUGGUGUCGUUUGUUACAGACUGUUCAAGAGGAUGAGCUCGUUGUUUAUGCCCUGCACGUCCUCAAAAAGGCUGGUUACUAAUUUUUGAGGGUAAUAGAGGGCAUACUUUUUGUUAUAAUGAACUUGUUUAAAAAAGAAGAUUAUUUUUAUUUAUUUUAAAGAAUUAUUCUUUUUUUUUGUUUACUAAUAAUAAUUACAACUACAAUUUA